This is a messenger RNA of Chironomus riparius, 2241 nucleotides long. The record is from the annotation of a GenBank genome assembly. NCBI's taxonomy places the organism in Eukaryota, Metazoa, Arthropoda, Insecta, Diptera, Chironomidae.
AUUAAAAUCAACUCAUUCAAUUAUAAAUCGCUUCAUGGUGCUUGUUAACAUAAUGUGCUAUUGAAUGAGCAUAAGUUUUUGUAGCAAAUAUAGUGAAUUUGAUAAGUUUUUACCAAAACAUAAAAAAAUCGAUAAAAACAAAGGAAAAUGUAUUUCAUGUAAAACCACUUUUUAUUAGCAAGUAAAAUCAGGAAAAUGCCGUCUUUGGGACAGAAAGUAUUUGGAUAUUUUAGGCAACUGAGUUUUAUCAACGAGCCGCGUGAAGAAACUCAUAAAUCCAAUAAUCAAUGUUUCAUAACGAAGUAUUUGGAAUCAAGUGCCGUCGAGCCAGUGCAAAUUACAAGUUUAUCUACUCAAAUUUAUAGUGGAAAGCAACCUAAUGAUUUACCGGAGCUAUCAUUAAAAGAAUACGAUACUGGGCCAAGCACAAUUCGAACGGCAAUUACAGGGCCAAAUGAAGGUCUUACAUAUUGCCGUCGCUCACGAAUUCAUUUGAGUGCUGGAGGUGAUAUUGAUUUUAUAGACGAUAAAGAUGAAGAAGUACGUCAUAAUCCUAAACGAUAUCCAAGAAAAUUGUCGAAUGUGAGUAGGAAAAGUACUCAGCAGGAGACAUCAACGACUGGCUUAAAACCAUCAGACUUUAAAAAAACGACAGAUGAAGAAAAUAAUGAAACAGACUUGAUAGCAGAUGUUACUCAUUGGAAUGCACCUUGUAAUGAACAUACUUGCGGAGUUGCUCUUUCACUUUACGAAAAAAAUCCCAUUACAAAUAUUCAUGCAGGAGAUCCAAUUGCUGACUGUUAUGGAAUGAUUGCUCGACGAGACUCGGCAUGUAUAAGUUUAGCUGAUGGGGUUAAUUGGGGAGAAAAGGCACGACUCGCAUCUUGUGCUGCUGUACAAGCAUCUAUAGAAUAUUUGUCAAGAGCUUUAUUCAGUCCAAACAGUGUUGCCAAAACUACUCGCGAAGUGUAUGUUAGUUUAUUGAGAAGCUUUUGGGAAGCUCAAGAUUUUAUUCUUGAGGUAAAUGGUCAUUUGACGACUUUAACUGUUGCUGUAAUAUUCCCCAUUGCGGAUAGUGAAACAUACAAAAAUAGAUAUGUUGUCUGUUCAUGCAAUGUUGGUGAUUCUCUCGGUUAUGUGUAUAGUAAAAAGCACGGCGUUAGAGAAUUUACGCAAGGUUCACAUGAUAUACAAAAUAAUCGAGACAUGCGAGACGCUUUGGGAGCUUUAGGUCCAGUUGAUGGAAAUAAGCCAGAAUUAAGCAAUUUGACACUAUCCAUGACAAUAGUUGAGAAAGGAGAUAUUGUAUUUUUGACAUCUGAUGGAAUUUCUGACAACUUUGAUCCUGUCGUUGGAAAGUUUGCAGAAAUAGAAUCAGAAACACAAGAACAGCCUGAAAUUGUUGAACCUAAAAAGGAUUUAGCACCAAAAAGACAAAAUAAAAGUGCAUCAAGUUUACAAUCAUCAUUGCCGUCAUCAAGACGUAAGCAAGAAUUAAUGACUAAUUAUUCAACAACUUCAUCGACAUCAUCAACGUCAUCGUCCAAACUUUCAUCUUUAUCUUUUAAUAGUGCCGAUAUACCUGUUAGACCUCCAAGAACAAAAAAAUCAAAUCUGACUUCUGCACAAAUAAGCAAUCCAAUGCCUGUACAGCAAUUGCCAAUUCGUCCAAAAUAUACGCGAUCAAAGACACUCAUCGAGCCUCGACAUAUAUCUUCAGCCAAAUCGUCACCACUCGUUCGCAUUAAAAAAUCAGCUGCUGGUCUGCCGAUUGUAACUGCAUAUCAACGACAUGCUUUAACUCUUUUAAGAAUGGCUGAUUUGUUUUGUUAUGGAAUUAAUGGUACGUUGAGGCCAUGUACAAAUGCGAAAAAGCUGUGUAGUCUUUUAAUCGAUUUUACAAAAAUGAUUACAUCCGCAAAAAGGAAGCUUUUAGAACAGCGAGAAUUAUUUUGGAAGAUUUCACAUGACGCGCAAGGACAGAGGAAGGAAGUAGAAUUAAAUAGACUUCAGCAAAGAGCUGCAAGAAAACGCGUUGUAGAUGCUCACUUUAAUUUGCUUCCUGGAAAAUUAGAUCAUGCCAGUGUUGUUGCAUGGACUGUUGGAAUUGAGGAUGGAAAUAAUAUUUUGAACAAUAAUGAGUUGCUCUUAGAUCCGAAAACAACAAAAGUUACUACCUUUACUUUAAGUACUAAUUCAUCGAAUAUUUACACUGAAACUGAUUUCUAAUCUUUUCUAGUA